AUGCCAGACUGCUGCCUACACCUUUGCUUCUGUGCUGAUCCUGCCUUGCUUCCCAACGCAUUUCCUCCUCAUACCUCCUCCCUCGCCGAUCUGUUGAGUAACUCGCCUGCGACCAAUCUUCUCUUCGCCCUUGGCGCUGCCAGCGCUUCUCAGGUGUCGGGGAUCGUGGAGCUCUCCUUCCCUCCUGCCCAUAACGAUUGUCUCGGUGACGCCACUCCUCCUCCCAUCUCCCUCUCUGUCCUUGCUACAGAUCACGUUCUGGCGAGCGAUCCGGCGAGCGUGGCCCACUUCCCCGCCUCCCGUCCUGGUGGCGAUACGAAUCUGGCGAACGCGACUCGCUUCCAUGCCUUCCCUCAUGGCGCUGGCGCCGAUCCGGCGAACGUGACCCGUUUCCCCGCGCUCCGCGAUGCUGCUGACGCGGAUCCGGUGAGCGCGACUCGCCUCCCCGCCUCCCGUUGCGAUUCCUCCACGGAUCUGGCGAGCGCGACCCGCCUCCCCGCCUCCCGCUGCGAUUCCUCCAUGGAUCUGGCGAACGCGAUCCGCCUUCCCGUCUCCCGCUGUGAUACCUCCCCCGUUCCGGCGAACGCGACCCGCUUUCCCGUCUCCCGUCACGUUGCUGACGUGGCCCAGGCGAACGCGACCCGCCUCCCCGCCUUUCGUCAUGAUGCGGGCGCAGAUCUGGCGCGCUCGGACCGCUUCCCCGCUUUCCGUCAUUCUGCGGGCGCGGAUCUGGCGCGCGCGCUGCGCCGCUGCCCUGUUCCCCGCCUUGCGCCUGCUGUUCAGGAACGGGCGCUUCCUUGCGCGCGCUUCGUACGUUGCCCGUUCCGCCAGUCUCUUCCGCCUCGCCUGCCUUAG
This is a messenger RNA of Closterium sp. Naga37s-1, 855 nucleotides long. The record is from the annotation of a GenBank genome assembly. Lineage: Eukaryota; Viridiplantae; Streptophyta; Zygnematophyceae; Desmidiales; Closteriaceae.